Molecule: messenger RNA, 2709 nt
Organism: Gossypium raimondii (Peruvian cotton)
Lineage: Eukaryota; Viridiplantae; Streptophyta; Magnoliopsida; Malvales; Malvaceae
Product: protein ALTERED PHOSPHATE STARVATION RESPONSE 1
Exons: 5
Coding region: 243-2324 (693 amino acids)
Source: RefSeq, a predicted model, not a curated record
UCUAUUUUGUUUUCUUCUUUCGAAUUUCACCCCUUCUUUUGCUUCCUAUUAAAUGCGCCACAAAAUUAAAGCUAAUUUGGUAACGGCACCCUCACCCUCCAUUAAUCCUCCUUUUCAAUUCUGUUUUCCAAGAGCCGUUGCCGUUACUUAAAACAUAGUCUUUAUUAGGGAAAAUAAAAUUCAGAACCCUUCAAAAUAUUGCCUUAGUUGAUGAUUUUCAGCGUUCUUUUGCGUUUUUUUUCAUGGGCUGCGUAACUUCAAAACUCGACCAGCUGCCGGCGGUCACUUUGUGCGGCGACCGCUGCAAUUUCCUCCAGGACGCUCUCCUGCAAAGCUACGCCUUCGCCGAUGCACACGUGGCGUACAUGCAGUCGCUCACGACUCUCGGGCCCGCUCUCCACCGUUUCUUCGAUCAAUGUCUUAAAUCUUCGUCCGGCGAUGAACCAGUCGUAUCUGACGAGAAACCGCCGAAGCGACGUUCGCCGCUGUCCUCGCCCGGUCAUUCUUUUUCGAGUUCAAACUCAGAUUCGCACAUUCAAUUCGAUACUGAUUUGGAAGACGAAGAGACGGGCGAAGAUUUUAGUAAAUAUAUUAACGAAAUCCAUCUAAAUUAUCUUAAUCAGGGGAUCCUAACAUCGUAUCCUUUGCCUAAUCAUGAUUACCAUUCUAAUACGAAUCAAAGCAGAGAAAUCAGUGGCUCAGGCUGGAAAACACCUCCACCUCCGGCUCCGAGGAGUGUGGCUUGGGAUUACUUGAACUUUUUUGAUGAAAUUUACGAGAGAUACGAGUUGCCUUGUUUUUCGAGCAAAGAAGUGAAGGACAAAGGAGGAGUUCAUGAACAUCUUGAAGCACAAGCAGUAAAGCAAGUUCAUGGUGAUGAGAAAUCUAGUGCAAAUUUUACUAAAGAAAAAAGAGAAAAUCCGAGGGGAAUAGCUGUUCCAGUUAAGAACGGUGAUGCAGAGAAUGGGAAGAAAGCAGAUUCAUCGCAUAUUGACAAGAUUCAAAAGAAGGCUGACAUAAAUGAACCCAAAAAUCGAAGCGGUAAACAAAGUGCUUCUGAGGUAAUCAAAGAAUUGCAGGUCCUAUUUGAGAAAGUUUCGGAGUCCGGAAAUGGAGUUUUAAAUAUGCUUGACACUGGAAAAUUUCGCUAUCAUCACAAAAAAUCUGUUUAUCAAGGCACUACGAAGGUAUUUCAUAUGAUUACUACAAAUUCAUGGGAAACAGAGCCCUUACUGUCAGAAGGUAAGUUUAGUUCUAUGGAUAAUGAUGAGAUUGUGAGUUCACAGAACCUGUCUUCUACUCUGAGGAAACUGUGUAUGUGGGAAAAGAAGCUCUAUGAUGAAGUCAAGGCUGAGGAAAAGCUGCGCAUGAUUCAUUCAAAGAAGCGUAGCCAGAUGAGGAUUUUGGAUCAGAGGGGUGCUGAUGCUCACCGAGUUGACUCUACACAAACUUCAAUUAGGGCCUUAUCUACUAAAAUGAGAGUUGCAGUUCAAGUUAUUGACAACAUAGCAAUUACUAUAAAUAAGGUGAUGGAUGAAGAGUUGUGGCCACAGAUCAAUGAACUAAUUCACAGAUUGUUUGGAAUGUGGAAGGUAAUGCUAGAUUGCCAUAGCUGUCAGUGCCAAAAGGUUAUGGAAGCCAAAUGUUUGGAUGUCAUUACGCUGAAUGAAAACCUUAAUGACGCUCAUCUUGAAGUGGCAAUGAAACUAAAGCUUGAACUUCAAAACUUCGUUCUUAGCUUAUCUAGUUGGAUUGAAGCCCAGAGAGGCUAUGUCAAAGCUUUGAAUGGUUGGUUACAUAGAUGUCUCCUAUAUGAACCCGAGGACAUAGCAGCAGAUGGUGUUUCAUCUCUCUCUUCCGGUGGAUCCGGAGUACCCCCAGUGUUUGUGAUUCUUAACCAGUGGUCUGAAGUCAUGGAUAGACUUUUGGAGAAAGAAGUAGUUGAAGCAGUGAAUACGUUUUUCAUUAGCAUCAACCAAGUUCUGGAACAGCAGCAUAAUUCAACUCUGCGGCAAAGGAUUAUUGCUGAUAAGGACAUGGAAAGGAAAGUAAAACUCUUGGAAAAAGAGGAGCAAAAGAUGCAGAAAAUGGUGCAAGCUCGAGUGAAAAAGAUGACGGAGUGGGCAAGGGAAGAAAGUGCCGUUCUUGAACCAAGAGAUACCAGUACCACGGAUGGCAGUAACAUUAGGGAGGCUGCUAGUUUACAGCAUGGGUUAAAGCAGAUUUUCAUGGCAAUGGAAAAGCUUGCUAUCCAUUUCAGGCAAGCUUAUGGGGAGCUCCACCAAUGCACUGAAAAGUGCAAGGCCACUCAAGAUAACCCCUAAUGUCCUUAUCAAUCCAAUUCCAUGGUUAGUUGAGUUCUGAUUGUUGGCUGAUUGAUUGCCUUCCCAUUGCUGAAAGUCAACAAACUGGAUUGUAAAGUCAUGGUCAGUAGGCAUCCUCCCCUCAUUUUGUCUUUGUCGUUUUGGUUAAGGUACUGAAAUUUUGGGUUGAGCGUGCAAGAUUUGAUAGGAAAAAAAAAGGGGCAUCCUUAUCGUUACAAGCUUCAAGUUUAUCCGUUAAAUGAAAGCUGCUGAAAAAAGCUUUUAAGUGUGUAUGUAGGUAUAUAUUAGGGUGUUACUUCCUUGUAUUCUUCUUAAUUGUCUUUUGUAGUGAUUUUUUACCUAAUUAUUUUUUCUCAGUAUUUUAUUGAUUUGUUGAUCUUUACUG